Messenger RNA from Ixodes scapularis (black-legged tick), 2044 nucleotides. RefSeq names its product piggyBac transposable element-derived protein 4. The coding region runs from base 78 to 1883 and encodes 601 amino acids. NCBI's taxonomy places the organism in Eukaryota, Metazoa, Arthropoda, Arachnida, Ixodida, Ixodidae. The transcript is spliced from 2 exons. The record is from RefSeq and is a predicted model, not a curated record.
AAACAAAGCAGUGGUCUUGGCGCGUUCAGCGGUCGCUUUGGACAGCCUGAUUCAACGUGGUCCUUCUUGAAUUUGGGAUGUCGGGGAGGAAGUUGCUGACGUCCGAAGAGGCGGUAGAACUCUUCUUCAGUCUCCCAGACGAUCCGACCCAAAGCGAUGCGGAUGGCGAUUCAUCCAGCGACGAAGACGUCAUUCCUGAGCUAGCUCCUGUCGAAAACACCGUAGCGGAAGGGGACGAAGAUGCAGCAGGGCCGUCUACAGGUGCUACAUCGAAGAAAAGAAAAACCUAUGAAAGGAAGAAGCCCAAAAAACGGCGACGACGCACAUUGGAGGUCGACAGCUUUGCCGAGGCACAACACGAGGAAGAUGAAGUGGAUGCAACCGGCUCUUCUUGGUGUACAGACUUACCUAGCGAGAUUGUGAAGGACCCACCAGAUCGAGAUCCUCGGUACUCCGAAAAGCUUACCGAGGCAUCAGGUGUCGCUGACGUAUUUGGAUUGUAUUUUGAUGAAAAAGUUCUUGACACAAUCGUGCUAGAGACGAAUCGUUAUGCGCAUCAGAAACGCCGAGCGGGGUGGAAAAACCUCACUACAGAUGAGCUCAAAGCGUAUUUGGGCAUGCUUUUUCUGAUGAGUGUGCACCCAGUGCAUCACGUGUACUUGUACUGGAGCACAGACAAGUUCUUCAACGUUUCCGAGAUCUCAAACGUCAUGACUUUCAAACGAUUUCAGGCGAUUAUGAACAGCCUUCAUCUCAAUAACAACGAACUUGAGAAGAAGCGCGGAGAAGACGGCUUUGAUAAGCUCUCAAAAGUGAGGCCCCUCGUCACUGCCUUGAGCGAAAGGUUCCUGAGAGAAUAUGCGCCGUCAACGCAUCAGUCCAUCGACGAGAGUAUGAUACCGUUCAAAGGACGGUCUUCUCUAAAACAGUACAUGCCAAUGAAACCGAUCAAACGAGGCUAUAAAGUUUGGUGUAGGGCUGACUCCGAGACUGGCUACCUCCUAGAGUUCCAGAUAUACGAGGGAAAGGAUGCCAAGCGACCCCCCGAUCUCUCCUUGGGCGAACACGUCGUUUUAUCCCUUUCACAUGGCAUAGAAGAGAACAGUCAGUUGUUUUUUGACAACUACUUUACAUCUACAAAGCUGAUGGAGAAGCUCAGGGAGCAGAGAGUGCUAGCUGCAGGCACAUUCAGACCGACACGCAAGGACCUACCAAUCGAGCUAAACAAGGAGUGCAAGCUUCAGAAAGGCCAGCACCUGUGGUGGUCCAAAGGAUGUGUCACGGCCACACAGUGGCGCGACAACAAGAAUGUACACGCGAUGUCCAACUACCAUGACCCACAAGAAAUCGUAGAAGUCACGCGGAAGCUUGCCAGUGGUGCCAAAGUUGGUGUGUCCUGUCCGAAAGUGCUUUCAGACUAUAACAAGUGGAUGGGGGGUGUUGACCGCUUUGAUCAGAAGAGGAACACUCACCCAGCAGACCGCAAGUCAAAAAAGUGGUGGUGUCGAAUUUUUUACUACCUGCUUGACGCUGCUGCUGUUAACGCCUUUAUUCAGUACAAGUCACUGAAGGAAGUCGACUACAUGCAGUUUCGACUAAUGUUGGGACGCCAGCUCAUCUCCCGUCAAACAUUCAGGGAGAAACGCACAGUAGCGGCUUUCAUGCACAAGAAAAGAGGCAAGCGAAGUGGACAAGCAAUGGUUGGAGUGCCCAGUGAGCUUCGCUUUCAAGGGAGUGGUCAUCAUGCACAAAAAAUUAGCAAAAGGCGAAGGUGUAGAUGGUGCUCCACCAGGACCAAAGAAUCCAGGACCCAGUACAUCUGCAAAUCAUGCGCUGUACCACUCUGCGUCGAGUGCUUCGCACCUUUUCACUCCGAACAGUGAACGCCGCAAAGGCAUUUACAUAGGAAAGCGCGGAAGGGGCUCCCUCAAGACUAGGCGGUGUUUGCCAUGCAACAUUCCCAGAACAAUUAUAGCUGAACUGUUUGCCGAGUGUUUUUCACAAUUUAAAGGUGUUGAGUUAAUAAACAAAAAUAUUUUUUGUA